Molecule: messenger RNA, 795 nt
Organism: Musa acuminata subsp. malaccensis (wild Malaysian banana)
Lineage: Eukaryota; Viridiplantae; Streptophyta; Magnoliopsida; Zingiberales; Musaceae
Product: calmodulin-like protein 8
Molecular function (GO): calcium ion binding; enzyme regulator activity
Source: RefSeq, a predicted model, not a curated record
UCAAGAAGUUUGGUAUGGAUCUCUUCUCGGAGGAACAGAUCACCGAGUUCUACGCAACCUUCUGCCUCUUUGACAAGAAUGGAGAUGGGUGUAUCACGUUCGAAGAAUUAUCGACCGUCAUCAAGUCGCUGGGCCUGAAGCCUAACGAAGGAGAGGUGCACAAAAUGAUCAGCGAAAUCGAUGCGAAUGGCAAUGGGACGAUAGAAUUCCAGGAGUUCUUGAACCUGAUGGCCAGCAAAUUAAACAAGGGGAUUGACUCAGAGGACGAACUCAAAGAGGCCUUCAAAGUCUUCGACAAGGACCAGAAUGGCUUCAUCUCCGCGACCGAGCUAAGGAACGUGAUGAUAAGUCUGGGAGAGAAAUUAACGGAUGAAGAGGUGGCUCAGAUGAUCAGAGAGGCGGACUUGGAUGGAGAUGGGCAAGUCAACUUCGAAGAAUUUGUGAAGAUGAUGUCUGUAUGAUCACUAUAUAAAGAGUAGGCAUUAUCUGUACAUGUUCAUGAAGUUUUCAGCUUUUUCUUUGGGGGGGGGGGAUACAGAAACAGUGGAUGAUUCUUUUGUAGUUUCAGACAUUGACAUACAAAUUCCAAGUUCCAAACUCGGUUUUCCUUUCACAACUUUCCUCCACACUGGUCAAAACAUGAUGCAAAGACCAAUGUGCAGCUGGCAAAGUAGUAAGAAUAUCAUAUUGGCAAGUUCAUAUUGAGCAAAAAGAGAUGGACAUUUAUGAUCUUCUCAAACGAUAACAUUGUACAGAAAAUAAAGAGGCAAUAUAAAUUUUUUUUUUCCUUUUUAA